AUGGGACCGGACUAUGCAGUCGUUGCCCAGCCGCUGGUUGAUCUUCCGCGUAAAGACGCCAGUUUCGAAUUGAUAGAGCUUCACACGCAAGCGGUGCGGCAACUCGAACAGCGCUUAAUCGACUACACUACAUUACAAGUCCCUGACACCACGAAACCCUUCGAGUUAUACACAGAUGCCGCUGGUUAUGCGAUCGGAGCAGUUUUGGAACAUGACGGCAAACCCAUCGGCUUCCUCAGCCAAGUCAUGAACCCGACGCAACAGAAGUACUCGAUCUACGAUCAGGAACUCUUGGCAUUGGUCAUGGCACUGAACAAGUGGUCGCACUUGCUCCGUGUCUCCAAGGUAACGGCUUACACUGAUCAUCAAGCUCUCACCCAUCUCCAACGACUCCAAGCAUCGAAGCCUCUGCGCGGAAGCACCGCCCGGUGGCUAGACUUUCUUGCGGAGUUCCCGGAUUUGCACAUCACGUAUGUUCACGGAGCGCGCAAUCAAGUUGCCGAUGCCUUGUCUCGCCGUCCCGGUCUUCCUAACACCUGCUCGCACGACACACCAUCGGUACCACUGAUGCUCGCAAUAGGACAGGCGAGCGCGGCUCCCCGCUCUCGUGGUCGGCCUGCCAACUACAGGGAGCUCGCCGGAAUUCGUUCGCGACGACCCAGACGACGGAGCAUGCCGUCAGCACCUUCACUUGGGGCGCCCGAACCCAACCCAGAGGCGGCACAUGCUACACUCACAACGAAGACACCGGCUGACCCUCCUGGUGUGCGCCAAUGGCCGCAAGCCUAA
Molecule: messenger RNA, 789 nt
Organism: Eimeria necatrix
Lineage: Eukaryota; Apicomplexa; Conoidasida; Eucoccidiorida; Eimeriidae
Product: OSJNBa0061C08.12 protein, related
Exons: 1
Coding region: 1-789 (262 amino acids)
Source: RefSeq, a predicted model, not a curated record